CAUUACCAAACAAGAUGGCGCUCUCGCCGUCAGCACCUCGGACAGCUCCGACUCCACAAACCUGAGCCUUUGAUUUGCUUUGACUGGAGUCACGUGAUCGAGGGCUGAGGAUGAAGAUGAUGAUGAUGAUGACGAUAACGUGAAGAGAAAUUCAUCUGUGAAUCAAGCCGGUGGAUUGAGAGACUCUUCCUCCUCCUCCUCCUCUUCCUCGUUCCUAGUGGAGGAUGGGAGUAAGGGACGAGGAAACGUGAAGGAAACGAGAAGGAAGCAUGACGGUGGUCUGUGGUCGCUCAGGAGCAGACGUCGCUGCGUUUUUUCUCUGUGUCUCUGUGUGAUGAAGGUGAUGAAGAUGCUGCUGCUCCUCUUCCUCGUCUCCUCAGCUGUUUUCAGCCGCUGUCUCGCGCUCAGCUCUCAUUUCAGUGCAGAUGGCGCUGCACUCAGUGAGCUGUCCUGGACGUCGUCCCUGGCCACGGUGUCCGUCUCCUUCUCUGCACUCUUCACCCUCGUCUUCCUCAUGUUGGCCUGUGUCUGCUGCAGGAAGAACAAAGUCCGCUUCAAGGAGUUUAAGAACGUGGACGGCGAUGACUUCCACGGCGACACACGCCUGGCAUCGCCGGCGUCGCAGGGCAGCCCCGACGUCUACAUCCUGCCCCUCACUGAGGUGUCCCUGCCGGUCGCUAAGCAACCAGUUCGAGCAGUUCAACUCCUGAAGUCAACAGAAAUCUGUCGUCACAAUCUGCUUUACCUGAGAGACAUCGGCACAGGCUGGUUUGGGAAGGUCCUGCUCGGGGAGGUGAACACGGGCGUCAGCGUCACUGAGGUCGUGGUGAAGGAGCUGAAGUCGAGCGCGAGCGUCCAGGACAAGAUGCACUUCCUGGAGGAGGCACGGCCUCAUCGUGUCCUCCAUCACCCCGCGCUGCUGCAGUGUUUGGUUCAGUGCACUGAGGUCACUCCGUACCUGCUGGUGCUGGAGUUCUGUCCUUUGGGAGACGUGAAGACUUACCUGAGAAGCUGCAGAUCUGCUGACGUCUCCGCUCCUGAGCCUCUGGUUCUGCAGAGAAUGGCCUGUGACAUCAGCUCAGGACUUUUACACCUGCACAAACACAACUUCACUCUCAGUGACCUGGCUCUGAGGAACUGCUUGUUGACUGGUGAUGUUUCUGUGAAGAUUGGAGAUUAUGGUCUGGCUCACACCAAGUACAAGGACGAUUACUUUGUGACACCUGAGCAGACGUAUGUGCCGCUGCGCUGGUUAGCUCCAGAGCUCGUGGAUGAGGUGCAUGGAAAUCUGCUGGUGUCUGACCACACCCACCAGAGCAACAUCUGGUCUUUGGGGGUGACGAUCUGGGAACUGUUUGAGUUUGGAAACCAGCCGUACAGACAUUAUUCUGACCGACAGGUUCUCACCUACGCCAUCAGGGAGCAGCAGCUGCGACUUCCAAAACCUCUGCUCAAAGGACCUCUGGCUGAGCGCUGGUACGAGGUGAUGCAGUUCUGCUGGCUUCAGACUGAACAGAGACCCACCGCAGAGGAAGUCCACUUAUUGCUCACUUACCUGUGUGCCAAAGGAGCCAGUGAGGUAGAGGAAGACUUUGAGCGGCGCUGGAACUCAUUACGUCCCAAUCCCGGAUUCAACAGCCACCACGGUGCCUCUGCAAUGUCACAGAACCAUCUGCAAUCGACCGCCUCCUCGUUCCCUCUCCUGGAGCAGUUCUCAGCAGGUGAUGGCUUCCACUCAGAGUCUGGGGAUGAUGUGCUAACAGUCACUGAAACCAGUAAUGGCUUGAACUUUGAGUAUAAGUGGGAGCAGGCCAGAGCAGAGCAAGACUCCUUGAGUGGCCUCGGUCAUUGUCAGGAAGGAUUUUACCCUCUGGGGGGCGAUGUUGUAGGAGGCUGCUCUCUGCAGAGUCUCACUCAUGGAGUUUCUCAUUCUUACUACCACACAGAACAUCUACAUGCUCCUGGUGUACUUCCUGUCCUCAGUGCCCACAGCCCCUCAGUGAGCAGUGAAUACUUCAUCCGCAUUGAGGAGCCAAUGGGUUGUACCAUUGAUCCGGACUAUACCAUGUGCACCUACAGCCCAGAGUACCAGGGUAGCAGCGGGAGCUUCCUCAGUGGGAGUGCUGACUCUGGUGAGUGCAUGGCCUGCCCGUCACAGGCUCAGAACAUGGGUGUCGGUCCUUAUUGGUCAGCUGACAUCCACAAAUCAGAUGUGUACGACUCCAAUGACUCCAGUCCUGCGAUCUCCCUGACAAUGGAGCCGCUUUUAGGACAAGUGUUGGAUAACAGCCCUCUACGAGCCUGGGAGUCCAGCCAUUACGUGUCCUAUAAGGACAGAGAUGGUGGUUACUACUACGAUCCCUCACCGUCUUUAGGAAUAGAUCACUAUCUGACUGGACGAGAGCAGUCAGGUGAUCAUCUUCAGGAAAGCUGGGGCUCAAGAAGUUUGCGUCAAGCCUUGGGUGAGCUGGAAAACCCGUUGGGUAUAACGCCCUCUGCAGGCAAUCCACCUGAACAGGCCUACAGAGAUCCAUACCUGGACACAAGUCACACCUCCAUCAUAGGAAAGAAUGUCAGUGGAGGUUACUAUGACAUGAUGGGCUCACUGAGGAAGACCAUGCCCAGUCAUACAAGACACAACAACCACUCUGUCAGUAUCAACAUGGACACAGAGGGGGUGCUCUUCAUCGGGCACAGGGACAGCGUUUCAGAAGAAGAAGAAGAAGAAGAAGAAGACAUUUUUGUGGAGAGAUAUACCUGCAACACCUGGCCUUCAAAACACCGCCACAGCAGCGCAGGUCGCAACAGACGGGCGAGUCACAGCUGCAGACCGGACACUUACGUGGAUUUCUACUACACAAUGCCGAGUACAGACAUCGAAGACUCGUGGCCAGAAGAUCAUAGCCUGGCUUUCCACUCUCUACCCAAACCUAUCAACUAUCCUGAGACCCACCAGGCCAAAGACAACAGUGCCUGCCUCAGCCUGAGCAAACACCACGCAGCGGUGCCUUUAGACAAGUGCAACACCUACAUCUACCUGUGCCACGAGGGGGAGGCUCCGGCACCAGUGUCCGGAGAGCUCUGCCACUCAUGCUUUGUUGAGCCACUGUCCGGCUUGUUAGUCAGCGACAACAGCUACAGUCAUAACUAUAUUCACAGCAACUACAUCGCAGAGAAGUUCGUCGACACCCACUGCAGUGAGGAGAUGAUCAACCUCUCGCCGGCUCCGGGAGGUCCUAAUGUGACCAGAACCUCCACGACAAAGAACGAGGAGAGUGGAGAGCUUUAUAUCGACCUCGCACGAGAGGAAACCUCUCUCAAAAAGAAGAGGGAGAAAAAUCUUAUCAUGCAAAAAAGACCAGAGCAUAAAAUACAAGAGGUGACACUGACUCAGCUCAUAGCGCCUCCUGCUGACAACAUGCACGUAAUGGUGGUUCUCGCCGAUGCGGAGUCAGAGGAGAGUCACGCUGGAGACAGUGGUGUCGGCCGAGGUAGCUCCAGUGUUUGUGUUGCUGAUAUCCUUGACUGCAGUGACGAUGACAUCACAGAUGAUGUCACUGAUGUUACCUCAGGAAUCUUUGUUGACGACUGCAGUGAGCUGAACAUGUCUCCUGCCCUGAAGACAUUACAGAAGCAGGUGGGAACUCCUGACUCCAUGGACUCAGUGGAUCUACCACCUGCAACUAGACCUUGUGAAGAGUUUAGCCCCGCCUCCUGUCAUCCUUCCAGCUCACCUAAAGCUAUGGAUAGUGGCUAUGACACUGAAAACAAUGAAAGUCCUGAGUUUGUGCCUAAAGAGUCUCAUGAAUCCCGCGAACAAGGUGUGGAAAAGCUCACCCUUGAUACAAGCCCGGAGGAAGAAGAGGUCCUGGAGGAGGAAGUGGAGGCCAAAGUCAUGCUCGCAGAAGAUGAACCAUCACUGGAUCAAGACUUGAACUCAGAAACCUCCCACAGUGGUGAGCACAUGUUUUUACCUCUCAGCGAUGAGACUCCACACCGAGACUCUGCUUACUUCUCAGACUACGAGAAUGAGAGGCAGGCGAGGGAUGAACAGGAAGAACAAUCAGAGAGAAGGAGCGAUGAAGAUGAGGAAUCUAAAGACACUGCAGCAGAGACAGAGAUGGAGGAAUAUGUGACAGAAGAGUACGACCAUAAUGAAGAGCUGCUUCUGCCUCUGGAUUCUUCUGGUGCAGCCUCACUGGCAGAGGGGACACUGGACGAAUGGCCGUCCCAGGAGGAGAGCUCGUCUCUGGGGGACUGGGCAGCUGAGGUGGUGGGAGCCAUGGAGGAAGCGCUUGGAGCUUUGCAUGGAGAUUGUUCUCACAAGGACGAAGAGGAAGAAGAAGAGGAGUUCAAGACAACCUCCAGUGAAACCUCAGAAACAACAGAAGAGCCAGUGAUCAAGACAAUCCAAAACAGAACAUCAGGUGAAUUCAUGCACUUUUUACCAAAAGAUGAGGUGGCGCUGCAGCACACGGCAAACGCCAGGCGUUUUUCUUCUUCUUCUCCUCCGCCUCCAUCCAUGCCUCCUCUGCUCAAGGCAACAGGAAGCCAAGGAACUCCAGCCGAUGGGGAGGACGCAGACGAGGAGGACGGUGACACCGACGACAGCGAAGAGUCCGAUGACGAGCUGCAACCGUGCGGUGGCGAGGAGAGCGAGGACGAGUGUCAGCUGGUUCCCAUCGUGGUGAGCGACAACAGCGAUGCCUACAAACUGCGAAGUCUCCUCAAGACGAUCACAGCGGAGAAGAUGGAGGAGGAGCCGGAACGCAGGAGGAAGACGGUGUCCUUCUUUGAUGAUGUCACAGUUUACCUCUUUGAUCAAGAGAGUCCGACGAAGGAGCUGUCAGGGCUCAGCCUUCCUGUAGCAGCAGAAGGUCAGAAGGUCAGAGGUCAGAACGCCUCCGACGACUCUGAUGGAAACAUUUCUGAAGAGAGUGCAGCUUAUGAGUGGGACGACGACGACUUCCCCCUCUUUCCUCUACCGACGUCCUCGGUGACAUCACAGUCCCCGCCCAUUCUUGCCCAUAGCUCCACCCCCAAAGCUCCGGCAGCCAGAGCUCAGUUGUCGAGAUUCACCAUCACUCACAUCUCAGACUCUGACUCAGCAGGAGGAAGCGGCGAAGAGUAAAGGGACAUUUACCACUUUUUCAGAAAACAGCAUGAGACACGAAGACAGUGAGGACACUGUUUUUCCAGAUUAUUAAAAUAAACGUCAUGUUCGUCAGAAAUAAUCCAGAGGACGAGAGCGAGUGAGAAAAUGACGACACUUUUUAAGAGUUUUUUAAAAACACUCAAUCACAUGAUUUUUCAGAAGGAACGCGACAGAUGUGAAUGUUUAUGUUUAACAUAAAUACAGCAGCAAGUGAUAGAUUAAGAUUAACGUGGUUUAACAUCUUUUACCAAUAUAGCCAUGCAUGAUUUAAGAAAUAAAUCACACACACACACACACACACACAAGCUCAGGAAUCCUGAAAAUUCACAUCCAAACAAAACCACCAGGAGGCGCACCAGCUCUCAUUACAGCCCGCCUGAGGUAGGCUCCGCCCACAGCGACAUGACUUUUUUGUAGUCAGUUGUGGUUACCAAAGCUGUAAUUGUGACCUUUGACCUUUCUGCUAAAGAAAUGUGUACGUGCAGCUGCUCAGUGGAACAGCAGGAGGCACUCUCUAUUAGAAUUAGGACUUUUUCUUUUUUAAUCUCAGAAUUUUGACUUUAAUCUCAGAAUUCUCUUUAAUCUCAGACUCCUGACUUUAAUCUCAGAAUUCGGAAUUUAAUCUCAGAAUUUUGACUUUAAUCUUAGAAUUCUGACUUUUUCUUUAAUCUCAGAAUUCAUUCUGUUUUAUUUUUAUCUUUCUCUGAACUGCUCUGUGAUUGGUCAAAUUCUCUGUGAACACAAUCAGCAGCAGAAGUUUUAGUUCUAUGAUUCACAUUAUUGUUUAAAUUAUUCACAUUAUUUUUAUGUUGAUGUUUAAAUUAUUCAUGUUAUUAUUUAUAUUAUUCACAUUAUUAUUUAUAUUAUUAUUUAAAUUAUUCAAAUUAUUAUUUCUGUAAUGAUGAUGAAUUGCCUACCCCGUCUUUAAUCUCCUCAGUGAAAACACAAAAUAAAUAUUCAUCCACACAA
This is a messenger RNA of Solea senegalensis (Senegalese sole), 6124 nucleotides long. It is a transcript of the gene lmtkb, whose product is annotated as apoptosis-associated tyrosine kinase b. Gene Ontology annotation, molecular function: protein tyrosine kinase activity; ATP binding. The record is from RefSeq and is a predicted model, not a curated record. Gene Ontology annotation, biological process: brain development; peptidyl-tyrosine autophosphorylation. Lineage: Eukaryota; Metazoa; Chordata; Actinopteri; Pleuronectiformes; Soleidae. The transcript has 14 exons. The coding region runs from base 335 to 5131 and encodes 1598 amino acids.